Ipomoea triloba (trilobed morning glory) is the source of this 1255-nucleotide messenger RNA. Its product is annotated as putative fasciclin-like arabinogalactan protein 20. The transcript has a single exon. The coding region runs from base 26 to 1123 and encodes 365 amino acids. The record is from RefSeq and is a predicted model, not a curated record. NCBI's taxonomy places the organism in Eukaryota, Viridiplantae, Streptophyta, Magnoliopsida, Solanales, Convolvulaceae.
UUCACGAAGAAUUGAAGCAGGAACAAUGGCUUCCUCCAAAUCACUCUCUCUCAUCAUCGUUUUUCUCUCCGUCGUUUCUCUGUCCGCUGAAAAACUCCACUGGUCUUCGCAAUCGCCUUCACCGUCGCCGCCUCAAUUCCUUCUCAACACAGCUGAGAAGCUCUCCAAAUCCGGCUACAUCUCCAUGUCUCUCACUAUCCACCUUAUAGCCGGUUCCGGCAUCUUUAACGCCGCCUUAACCUCCUCCGAAGUUCCCGCCGGAAUCUCCGCCCUCACGAUCUUCUCUCCACCGGACUCGGCCUUCGCCGCCUCUGGACAGCCGUCGCUGCCGCACCUCCUACUCCACUUCGCACCAAUUUCCCUCUCUUCCACCUCUCUCCACUCCCUCCCAUACGGAUCCAAAAUCCCGACUCUAUCCUCCUCCGAUUCUCUCUACAUUACCACUUCUCGCUCCGCCGGCGCGCCGAUCUCCAUCAACGGAGUAAAACUCUCCGACGAAUCGCCCGUCUUCGACGACGGCUCUGUAACCGUCUUCGAAAUUGACGACUUCUUCCCCCCUAAUUUCAGCCUUCCGACCGCUGGAGAUCCAAGCUCUAGCCUGAUCGGUUACUCCGAAUGCAAAUUGCAGCCGUUUUCGCAACUGCGCGACGCUUCCGCGGCGCUGAAAUCGAGAGGCUACAUGAUAAUGGCUUCGUUUCUGGAUCUGCAGUUGUUCGGCUUCCUGAAUCCCUCGCCGUUGAAAUUGACGGUGUUCGCGCCCGUGGAUGCGGCCUUGAUUUCGUAUUCCCGCAAUGCGGCGGCGUACCAGUCGCUGCUGCUGAGGCACAUACUGCCUUGUGUACUUCCAUGGACAGAGCUGAACGAGCUCGGGAAGGGCGCCGGAACAGUGUUCAAGGAUUAUGUUAGCGGGUUUACCGUGGCCGUGACUAGCUCCAAUCGCCUAAUUUUUGUGAACGGCGUUCGGAUCACGUUCCCGGAUAUGUAUCACAGCGAUACGAUCGUGAUUCAUGGCGUCCGUGAAAUGAUUCCUUUCUCGGAUGAUACUGAAAGCGGACGAGCAGAGUCUGUGAACAGAAAAAUUCAGGAAUUUAUGUCUCAGAUCGUAGUGAAUUCUGAGUUUUGAUGGAGAUUUGCAUAUCCUUUUCAGAUAAUUUCUUGGAUUGUGAAUCUGUUGAAAUUGUAGAUUCUGAUUGUUUUCAGCCCCAACCACCAGAAUUCAUGUAUCAGAUACAGCAAAGGGAGUCUGCAAAAAUGA